Molecule: messenger RNA, 234 nt
Organism: Blepharisma stoltei
Lineage: Eukaryota; Ciliophora; Heterotrichea; Heterotrichida; Blepharismidae
Source: the annotation of a GenBank genome assembly
AUGGGAUCCUGCAUAUCUUCUAAUCAUAGGAUACUGAACGAUAAGCAGAUUGCUGGAAUUGGAUUAAAGCACCAUGAAAAGAAAGUUGCAAUUUACAAAAUGUACAAAGAGAAGGCAAAGCAGGCACCUAUAUUAAAAUUACACAUAAAUCCAUUAUAUGUGAAAAGGAUUUCCAAUGAUGUGUCAAGCAAGAUUGGAACAAGCAUUUCUACAACUCAUAUCGAAGAAGAUUAA